Molecule: messenger RNA, 3151 nt
Organism: Stomoxys calcitrans (stable fly)
Lineage: Eukaryota; Metazoa; Arthropoda; Insecta; Diptera; Muscidae
Product: chromatin-remodeling complex ATPase chain Iswi
Exons: 4
Coding region: 73-1971 (632 amino acids)
Biological process (GO): nucleosome organization; regulation of transcription by RNA polymerase II
Cellular component (GO): nucleus; chromatin
Molecular function (GO): chromatin binding; DNA binding; ATP hydrolysis activity
Source: RefSeq, a predicted model, not a curated record
CCUGUGCCUGGGCCUCCAAAUGCCUUCACAUCCUUUUAUUUGUUAAAGUACAUUACAAAAAAGUGCGCAACCAUGCGAAGACACACAAGAAACAGCUUAAAUGGAUCAAACAAGGAAAAUAUGAUUGAACAGAAAGUUGCCGUCAAACGUAAAUUGUCUGACAUGGUUGAUCCAAAGGCCAAGAAACAACGAUUUUCUGAAUCAUAUGUCGAUGAAAGCAUUGCAGAUCGUGCCAAACGAUUAAAUCAUUUGCUUCAGCAAGUUGAUAGUUUUGCCAAUUCUAUGGCUAACAUCAGUAACAACAAUAACAUAAUAACUCCUCAAAACGAUAAGAAAUCAAAUCUAAGAAAAAGUAUGGGAAAAUCCAAAAGUGAAGAAAAAUGUAUUUCUGAAAAUAUUCAGAAUAACAACAGUUUUCGCUUUGAUGCCUCGCCAGACUAUAUAAAGAACGGCAUAAUGCGAGAUUAUCAAUUAAUAGGUCUUAAUUGGAUGAUAUCUCUAUAUGAAAAUAAUAUCAAUGGUAUUCUGGCAGACGAGAUGGGUUUGGGUAAGACAUUACAAACCAUUUCCUUUUUGGGCUAUCUGAAACAUUUUCGAAAUCAAUCUGGUCCUCAUAUUGUGAUUGUACCAAAGACUACACUGCAAAAUUGGAUGAAUGAGUUUGCAAAAUGGUGCCCCUCCCUAAAAACUAUUGGUUUAAUCGGAGAUAAAGCAACCCGCAAGAACAUAAAAAAGAAGGAAUUUUUGCCUGGUGGCUGGGACGUAUGUGUGACCUCAUAUGAAAUGUGUCUUUAUGAAAAGGCAAUUAUAAAUAAAAUCUCUUGGGAAUACAUAAUAAUUGAUGAAGGCCAUCGCAUUAAGAAUGAAAAAUCAAAAUUAUCGGUGAACGUUCGAAUAUUCCGCUCCAAGCAUCGCCUACUACUUACUGGUACGCCUUUGCAAAACAACCUUCAUGAGUUAUGGGCCCUAUUGAACUUUAUGUUGCCUGAUGUUUUUAAUUCGGGUGAGGAUUUCGAUGAAUGGUUCAACAGCGAUGCCUGUUUGGAUGAUGUCGAUUUAGUUCAAAGAUUACAAGACAUUUUAAAACCCUUCAUCUUGAGACGCUUGAAGGCAGAUGUUGAAAAGAGCCUGAAACCGAAAAAAGAAACGGAAAUAAAAGUGGGCCUGACCAAAUUGCAAAAGGAUUGGGUGAAGAUUAUCCUUUCAAAAGCACAUCUCAAUAUGCGCUUGCUAUGUACUUUUAUGCAUUUACGUAAAUGUACCAAUCACCCUUAUCUGUUUGAAGGUGCUGAAGAAGGUCCUCCUUUCAAAACAGACAUGAAUUUGGUAAACAAUUCCGGCAAAAUGAUGGUCUUGGACAAAUUGUUGCCAAAACUAAAAGCCCAAGGAUGCAAAGUUUUACUUUUCUGCACUAUGACAAGAAUGUUAAAUAUUUUGGAGGACUAUUUGGAUUGGCGUUCUUACGAGAUUGGUCGUUUGGAUGGCAAAGUAAAACACGAGGAUCGUGCGAAACAAAUUGACGAAUUCAAUGCCAAGGACUCGAAAAAAUUCAUUUUUCUUUUGUCAACAAGAGCUGGCGGAUUGGGUAUAAACUUGACUUCGGCCAACGUUGUAAUCCUAUAUGAUUCCGACUAUAAUCCUCAAUGGGAUUUACAAGCAGUGGAUCGUGCUCACCGCAUAGGACAAACGAAAGAAGUGAGAGUUUUCCGUUUCAUAACCCAAGAUUCGAUUGAAGAAGAAGUCGACAAAAUAAGCAAGAAGAAAUUGACAUUGGAUAAUUUGGUAAUUCAGCAGGGACGUAAUGGCAUGACGUUCACCAAUGACGUCUUACUGAGUAUGAUUGAAGUCAGCAGAAGGAAUGCCUAUGAUGAUAAUUAUUUUCAAGUAACCGAUCAGGAAAUCGAUGAAAUACUAAAGAAUGGCGAUGAAAAUCACAAAAAUGCUGAUGAUGACAUAAAACUUAAAAAUUAAGAAGUAAGUGGGUGAAUAUCCUAAGAUCCCAUUUACACUGCUCAUUAAAUCUGAAUUCAUGGCUUACGUCAUACGAUUUUAUAAAUGGAAAACAGAUGAUUGAGCCAAAUUGAAAUUAGCCACUUUUUUUUUAAGUUAUAUGGGCUGUUCUUGGCUUUCCUGUCUAAACCAUCAGAAAUCUUAUGAUGACGCAAUUAAAACCUAGAGCAGACCCAGUAAUAUUUAUUUUCUGUUAUAACUGUGUGAAUUUUCCUCCGUUAAGUUUGUCCAUUUAGAAAACUGAUGUACUGGAGUUUUUAAUAUUUAUCCAAAAAAUUUAUCCAAAUAGAGCAGACCCAGUAAUAUUUAUUUUCUGUUAUAACUUUGUGAAUUUUCCUCCGUUAAGUUUGUCCUUUUUGAAAACUGAUAUACUGGAGUUUUUAAUGUUUAUCCAAAUAAUCUCUGUCAAGUAUUAUUUAUUUAAAGAUUACAUAGAUAGACAAAAAAAAACGAUUGCCAUACUAAACAUCGACAAAGAUAACCACCUUCUUUGUCGAUGUUUAGUAUGGCAUACAUUUAUAAUUUUUUCUAAUUGUUACUGGAUGAAUUAUCCUCUGUUAGGUUUGUCCAUUUCAUGUAUUUUGUACUGGAAUUUUUAUUUUUGCCCUAAAAUUAAGUCAAAUAAUCUGGUGUGUUAUGUGUUUCAUUUUCCCCUUUAAAACCUAUAAAGAACUUGUUAUCAUUACACGAAUGAAAUGUCAAAUUAUCAUCAUAAGUUUUCUUAAAUAAAACCAAAGCAGUGCUUCAAAAAAAAAAAAAAAUAAUUUUUGGUAUUUGUUUACGUUAUAAUAACAAUUUGUUUUUAAGGGAAAAGUGAAAUUGAAACCAAGAACACACCCGAUACUCACUCAAGAAUUACAUUUAAGUAAUACCUGCAUAACAUUUUAAUUUGUAUGUGUGAAAAUGUCGAAAGAAAACUCCAAAAUAGCUUCAACCGUCUGUGUUGUUGUAUUAGUAGUGUGUUGUACACUGAGACGGCAGCCCUUGCCCAUGAAGGAUUCCAUCGGAUCAAUCUCGUACGUACAACCGGCUGCCAUGGGAUUGUUCAGCCGUCUAUUAAUUUAUGUAGUUUAAGCUUCUUCAGAAAUACAAUAAAUAUUUUAUUUAGAGAAUAAAGAGUUUAUCCAAUCGUUUUUAAGAA